This is a messenger RNA of Penicillium soppii, 3066 nucleotides long. It is a transcript of the gene chiA1, whose product is annotated as class III chitinase ChiA1. The transcript has a single exon. The record is from RefSeq and is a predicted model, not a curated record. The coding region runs from base 1 to 3066 and encodes 1021 amino acids. Lineage: Eukaryota; Fungi; Ascomycota; Eurotiomycetes; Eurotiales; Aspergillaceae. Gene Ontology annotation, cellular component: extracellular region. Gene Ontology annotation, biological process: carbohydrate metabolic process. Gene Ontology annotation, molecular function: chitinase activity.
AUGUUCACCAAGACUGUUGCCGCCGCGUCGGCGCUGUCACUCUUUGCAUCGACUGCCGCUGCUUUCGAUGCCAGUGCGAAGAACAAUGUUGCCGUCUACUACGGACAAGGUUAUGACCAGGAUCGUCUUAGCCACUUCUGUAGCCAGACCACUAUGGAUAUUGUCAACAUUGGUUUCAUCAACUCAUUCCCCCAGUAUUCUGGUCAAUGGCCUGGUUCCAACUUUGCCAACCAGUGUGAUGGCAACUUUUUCCCCGGCUCAGAGCUCCUCUCUGGUUGCCACCAGAUCUGGGAGGACAUUCCUCUGUGCCAGGCCGCUGGAAAGAAGGUCCUGCUCUCUAUCGGCGGCGGUACUGCCAAUCAGGCUCUUCCAGAUGACACAACCGCUGAAUGGUUUGCCGAUUUCCUGUGGUACUCCUUCGGUCCCUACAACUCCGAGAAGGCUUCCCUGGCCUGGACCGAUACGUUGCUUGGCGCCUACCCCCGUCCCUUCCUAAACGUCUCGGUUGAUGGAUUCGAUUUCGACAUUGAGAGCCAUGGAAGCACUGGAUGGUCUGCCAUGAUCGACCGUCUCCGCACACACUACGAGGAGGUCCCUGAAAAGACCUUCUACAUCUCCGGUGCUCCCCAGUGCCCCACCCCCGAUGCCCAGCUUGGCGAUGCCAUUGACAACUCUGUCUUCGAUUUCCUCUGGGUGCAGUGGUACAACACCGCAUCCUGCUCUGCCGCCGCCGGUGUUAACGGCACUGGCGUGUUCAACUUCGACGCGUGGGUUGAUGUCAUCCGCAAUAGCGCCAACAAGGAUACCAAGCUCUACAUUGGUCUUCCCGGCUCUGAGGAUUCUAGCAACCCUGGCUACUACUUGACUCCUGCUCAGAUCCAGCCCCUCGUCGAGACCUACAUCGAGCGUUACCCUAAGGAGUUUGGUGGUAUCAUGAUUUGGGAGGCUACUUCUGCUGAUAACAAUCUCAUCGACGGUGCUACCUUCACUGAGCACAUGCAGGACAUCCUAUACGGUUGCGCUCCUCCUCCUGCCCCGUCCUCGACCGCUACCCCGACCCAGAUCUCCACCUCUUCUCCUGUCAAGUCCUCCACCGUUCCUCCCUCGAGCUCGGCCACUCCUUCAGCCUCGCCUGUCUCGUCUAGCACCGUUGCUCCUUCCAGCUCUGCUACUCCCUCUGGCUCUGCUACUCCCUCUGGCUCUGCUACUCCCUCUGGCUCUGCUACUCCCUCUGGCUCUGCUACUCCCUCCGGUUCUGCUACUCCAUCCGGCUCUGCUACUCCUUCCGGCUCUGCUACUCCUUCCGGCUCUGCUACUCCCUCCGAGACCCCUUGCGAGUCAAGCUCUGCUACCGUUGGCCAGUCAUCUUCUGCUGCCCACUCUAGCUCUGCUACUCCCUCCAGCUCUGCUACUCCCUCCGGCUCUGCUACCCCCUCCAGCUCUGCUACUCUCUCCAGCUCUGCUACUCCCUCCGGCUCUGCUACUCCCUCCGAGACCCCUUGCGAGUCAAGCUCUGCCACCGUGAAGCCGUCCUCUUCUGUGCCUGUGACCCCCUCCGGGACUCCUUCUGCCCCCGGUACCCUGACCAUCCCCUCCGUCUCCCCUACCAAGCCUGCCUCCUCCGCCCCGGCUAGUGAGACCGCCUCCAGCUCUGCCGCUCCUUCCGAGACCCCUUGCGAGUCAAGCUCUGCUACCGUUGUCCAGUCCUCUUCCGGUGUCCCUAGCACCUCUGUGGAGGCUUCCUCUACCGGAAAGCCCACUCCUAGCUCUCCUGUCGGCCCUCACCCCACUGGAUCCAGCUCUACUCCUCUGGUGCCUACCGCCUCCUCCAGCAGCUCUGUCCCCGCCACUGAGUCGGGUGCCUCCUCGGGUGCCUCCUCUGCCACACAGUCUGGUUCUUCCUCCGCCACUGAGUCUGGUGCUUCUUCCACCGUCGGAACUGCCAGCUCAUCCGGCGUCCAGCCUACCGGUGCUCAGUCUUCCGGUGCUCAGUCUUCCGGUGCUCAGUCUUCCGGCGUCCAGCCUACCGGUGCUCAGUCUUCCGGUGCUCAGUCUUCCGGCGUCCAGCCUACCGGUGCUCAGUCUUCCGGUGUCCAGCCUACUGGCGCCCAGUCUACCGGCAGCAACUCUGUCACUGUCUCGUCUGGUGUCACCAUCACUGCCACUCCCUCAGUGACUGCCACUCCUUCCGAGGCCCCUGGAACCAUCACUACCAUCAUUGUCACCUCCUACACCGACAUCUGCCCCACUGGUUUCACCACCAUCACCACCACCAUUACCACCACCUGGUGCCCUGGUAACUCCCCUGCCACUGCUACCGCUACCGGCACCGCCCAGAUCACCGCCCCUACUGGCACCGCUGAAGUGACCGCUCCUACCUCCGGCCCGGCCACUUCGACCGUUGAUAUCCCCGAGGGCUGGACUACUACCGUCACUGUCUGCACUCACUGUGCUGCUACCCCCACCACUGUGACCCUCACCAAGCCCAUUGUCACUGCCCCGGUCACCACCGAGGCUGCCGCGCAGACCACCGCUCCUUCCGUGCCUGAGGGUUACACUACCACUGUGACUUUCUGCCCCAAGUGUGGUCCCACUGGUAGCACCGUUACUGCCACUGUCCCUAUCACCACUGCCACUGCUCCCGCUACUGGCUCUGGCUCUGGCUCUGGCUCCAACUCGGGCUCUGGCUCCGGUUCUAACGGUAGCUCCGGCUCUGGUUCUUCUGGCCAGGGCUCCGGUUCCGGCAAGCCCCAGGUCACAGUGACCGGCGUCGCCCCUGUGGCCCCUGCUGCUUCUUCCAAGGUAAUUGUUGGCACUGGAGUUGGAGGCUUCCGCCCCGGCCGCCCCUCCUCUACUCUGGUCUUCCACCCCUCAGCCUCGGCCUCCGUGUCGGCUGUGCACACUGUCGCGACCACCGCUGCCACCGCUGCCACCAACACCCCCGAGGUGCCCAGCAGCACUGAUGAGGGUGUCUCCCCCGUUUACACCGGCGCCGCCCCCAAGGCUGUUACCGGUGUCUUCGGUGGCAUCUUCGCCAUCGCUCUCUCCAUGUUCAUGAUUCUGUGA